AGCUACAGAGUUGAAGUGAAACAAGUUGGACAGGACUUUUGGAGACUUCUAACGGACACCUGCGUCAACACAUCAUAUCAUGUAAGUUCGGGACUGGUGCCGGGUGAGCAGUAUCGGUUUCGAAUACGGGCCUAUAACACCUACGGAGAGAGCGAGCCUGGGGACGAGUCUGAAGUCAUUACCAUGUCAUCCGCUGCAGCAGAUGGAGAGUCAGAGUGUGAAGAGAUUGAGGAAUACAAGACGGUCACCAUGAACACCACAGACCGUGUGGAUGCUUUGUACACCAGACUGGAGAAGCUCGGAGUGGGGAAGUUUGGCCAGGUGUUCAAGCUUCAGGAGAAGGCCACAGGAAAGAUCCGGGCCGGAAAGUUCUCAAAGGGCCGGCUGCAGAAGGAUAUAGCCAAUGCUCGAGCAGAGGUGGAGUUGAUGAAUAAACUCCAUCAUCCCCGGCUAGUAUAUCUUGUAGCUGCUUUCCAGGAACCAGGUUGGGUGAUCCUGGUGAUGGAAUAUAUUGCAGGAGGAGAACUAUUUGAGCGUAUUGUGGCGGAUGAUUUUGACUACACGGAGAUCACCAGUGUUCAGUACAUGUCCCAGAUUAUUACCGGAGUGGGUUAUAUGCACACACAGGGCAUUGUCCACCUAGACCUCAAACCAGAGAACAUUGUCUGUGUCAGCAAAGAUAACACAAAGGUGAAAAUUGUGGACUUUGGCCUGGCCAAGAAACUUGAACCUGGUGUGCCAUUGAAAGUGUUACAAGGGACAGCUGAGUUUGUAGCUCCUGAGGUCAUUGCCUAUGAACCUGUGGGGUUCACAACGGACAUGUGGAGCCUGGGAGUAAUCUGCUAUAUUCUGCUCUGCGGAGAGUCUCCCUUCCAAGGUGACAAUGAUUCGGAGACCCUGAGGAAUAUCACUUCUGGAAGUUGGGACUUUGAUGACGAGACCGAUGCCAUUCUGACUGACUAUGCUAAAGAUUUCAUUCGAAGGCUUCUUCAGAAGAACAUGAGAUCCCGUCUCACGGCAGAGCAGGCUCUGGAUCACCCAUGGAUAAAGGACAAAGACAUUUGCAGCACAAAGACCCUACCUAAGGAGCGGAUCAGAAAAUUCCUGGCAAGGCAGAAGUGGCAGAAAACGGGUAAAGCAGUCCUGGCUCUGAAGAGGAUGGCGUUGCUCAGUAACCGGUCCGAUCACAACUCUCCUGCCAUAGAAGAGGUUGGUGAAAGUCAGGAGGUGUUCAGUUUCCUGCAGGAACAGCUCCAGAGGCCUCCUGUCUUCUCUUCUCAGCUGAAGGAUCAAGCCGAGGUGGUGGGCAGUUCUGCUUGUUUCCAUUGUCACAUAGAAGGUUUCCCAGACCCUGAAGUGCUGUGGUUUUUCUCCGGAGAGGCGAUCCAGGAGUGUAGGAAGUUUCAGAUUGAGUAUGAGGAUUCUGGUAGCUGUACGUUGGUGAUAUCGGACGUGUCUCUGAGCGAUGUUGGGUUAUACUCUUGCCAGGCCUCAAAUGCCCAUGGACACGCUGAGACCUCAGCUAGACUAACUGUCCACCAAUUACGAGCACAGCGACACUCAAGGGAAGGGGCUGAGAAGACCACCUGACUGCAUUAUCACGGCAAUCCACGUUCAUUAUCUGUGUAUGGGGGAACAGCAUGAUCUUCGUAUUGUAAAGUCUUCUAGUCCUGUAUGUAACCUGUUUGGUUGGUUUGUUUCGUUUUUCUUUUGUUUGUUUUUUGGUAAAUGGCGGAUUUAAUCCCAGGGCUGUCCUACUACACACAAUGUGAACUGGGCUUGUGUAAGGUAGAAAGCAUUAUCCCCAUCUAAUUGGUUUCACUAACUUGACAACUGGACUUGAGGUCAGCUUGGUCACAGACAUUUUGAGUGUUGUACAUCGCCAUUGGUUUUACAUUGCCUAUUUAAUAAUUGUGGAAUGCCAUGGGUUUUUAUAUUCUUACAUGGUUUCUGAUUACCAAUGUGGUUGCACCAAGUUCUUGUAUUGGUCAACAUCCAGUGCCAACCCUUCAAAGGUGGUGCCACUGCAACCUGCUGUUCAGAACAUGGUUAUUUUUUUUCUUUUGUAAUCACACACUGAAUGAUGCCACUUACUAAGACCUAGCCCAUUGGGAGCUCAACCUGUGGCCCUCCAGCUGUUGUGGAACUAAAAGUACCAUCAUGCCUCUGUCUUUGGGAGUCAUGGGUGUCGCUGUCAGCCUUGCAAUGCCGUAUGGGACUUGUAGUUUAGCAACAGCUGUAGGGUCACAGUUUGAGCACCCAUGAGUCCUAGCCUGUCAAUUUAGAUAGUCAGACCCCCCCCCCCUGAACUGAAUUUCAUUUACAGGCUAGACUGAAUCAACCAAUGACAAUGUAUAUGUAUUGAUUGGGAGAUUUUCCAGGAGUGGUUAAGGCUCUGCCCUAAAGACUUUUGCAAUGCUGUAACAGAAGAGUCCAGAAAGUCCAGCAGGGGGACAUGGGUUCUCAAAAUAUUGGCUGAGAAAACUUGAGAACCCGAGAGAUAUUGGAAGCCAGUCGGUGAUCUAGCUGUCUGCCAUCUCCUGAAAUAUCGAACUGAUCCCUGAAGAACGUGCUACUCAUGACAGGUUCAUUUCAUACACUACUGAAGUCUUUCACUCUUGGGUUCCCAAGUAAACGCUCUUUAGAGAUGUGACUGAAAUGUGUGGAUUACACUGCAGCAAUGUGCCAUUACUUUCAUGUUUGUGUGUGUUUUUUUUUUUUUUUGUUUUUUUUUGUGAAAAAGUAAAUAAAAUAAACUUGGGCAGUAUUUUUCGAAGAGGGCGAGUCUUUGAUCCCCCAGCAGGUUUCCAUGCAUUCUAAUUAGAGAGAUCUUCCACUACAAGCUUGUAGUAGGUCAAGAGCUUGGCUGUUGAGCUGAACUAAUGUUAUGACCUUUUUAGUCAAUGGUUUUCAAGCUGUAUGGAAGGAGAGGUGAAGAUGGUUGACACUGGCAGCAAGGCGCCAAGCUCUGUCAUGCCCAUGGUGCAGGCCGGACACGCUAGGUCCUGUUAACUCCCUGUCUUGUAGGUGGACUUGAUUUUGGGAACAUUUUCUGUUGGCAAUAGUCCCCAAUCAAAUUGCAGGAGUGGUUCUGUCUGUGUCAGAUGGGAUCUGGAACGUUGUUGGUGAUUAUUACAGAGUUGAUGGCAGCGAAGAUAAAAUGCGAUUGGCUCUCCCUGAGACCCAAGACUGGGCGAGAGCGAUACACUCCUAUAAACUGGCUAAGGAUUUCCUUCCUACUUGGGUGACAGCGGGGAGUAAUCCAUAUUUGUAUCUACUCAGAGAUUAUGUAGAAUAACAGGAUUGACACAAAGCACUUAUUUCAGAACACAUAUCCAACACUGCGAAAAAAUAAAUCCAUCUUCAAAAAAACAGGCCCUUUUUAGAAAUUAAAAAUCCAUCUAAAUAAAACCUUUUUUCUCAAUUCCUGUCCAGAUGACGUGGUCACUGGGACAGUAAUGUGGAAUCAUAGACGCAGUUAAAUCCUGACAGAGGUUCUAACACCCCCCCCCCCCCCACACACACACACACACACACACACACACACACACACUAAAUGGGGGGGAGGGGGGGUUUGUCUGGAGUUGCGCUUUAAUAGACAAUUAUAGGCUGUGGAGUAAUUUAACCUUUUGUUGGUAAUGACCCAUUUUCAAAGCACUGAAAUCAAUAUUGAAAAACGCAGUUACUGCCAACAUCUGGAGCUCCGUGAUUUGAGAAUAAAGUCGCUCAUGUAGCUGAGCCCUUGAUGAACAAGCUACAAUGGCGAAUCCAUUACUUGACUGUUCUGCACUGACGUAAUUGAAUUAGCAAUACUGGCAGUAUGUCUCUUUACCAGUAGAGGGCAGUAGAGCGACACAGCAUUCUCUUUCAGCAAAGGAAACCCAAAUUGUGAAUGAUUGCCAAUUUUUAAACAAUGCAUUUUUUUAUGCCACGUUUGUUUGUUUUGUUUUUUUGUAUACUGGCUGCCAGAUUAUGAAAACCUGGUAGCUUCUAAUACUACUGAGUUUUUAAAAAGGUGUUUUUUUUGUAUUGCUUAUUAUUCAAUGUAUAAACUGGAAAAUAAAAUGACUGACAAAUGAA
Rana temporaria (common frog) is the source of this 4080-nucleotide messenger RNA. Its product is annotated as myosin light chain kinase, smooth muscle-like. Lineage: Eukaryota; Metazoa; Chordata; Amphibia; Anura; Ranidae. Bases 184 to 1590 code for a protein of 468 amino acids. The transcript is spliced from 10 exons. The record is from RefSeq and is a predicted model, not a curated record. Gene Ontology annotation, biological process: protein phosphorylation. Gene Ontology annotation, molecular function: protein kinase activity; ATP binding.